Messenger RNA from Sycon ciliatum, 2574 nucleotides. RefSeq names its product cingulin-like. The record is from RefSeq and is a predicted model, not a curated record. Lineage: Eukaryota; Metazoa; Porifera; Calcarea; Leucosolenida; Sycettidae. Bases 442 to 2244 code for a protein of 600 amino acids. The transcript has 7 exons.
GCUCUUCGUGCCUCCUUUCUUGAACUAGCUUCUACCUAGUACUAGUACUAGUAGUAGUACAGUACCUACACAUGUAAAUGCCGCUGCAACAAUUACACUGUACAUGAACGUGGUGUCUUUCUCGCAGGCCUUUCUUCUUUGUUCGGGACCACACUUGCCCCCUUGGUCAGAGUUUUGACUGACUACGCGUACACGGUCUUUGCUACUGACUUUAGUUUUUUGUAGGCUUGACACUAGCAGUUUGUGCAAGAUUUGUGAUAGCGACAUGGACAUGCACCGCUGCGCCGCUUCGUGAUCGUGAUACCGAUAUUACUCGCAAUCGACAACUAUACAGUCAUAGUACUUUGGCUACGGUAUCAAUUAUUUGACAUCUUUCCUACUUUCGGCACUUUGUAGUUCUCUAAGGGAAGGUAGCCCCAACCCGUCAACUGAGCGGAGCUCAUGUCGUCGACUGAUGUACCAUCGACGGGGAAGCCGGCUGACCGCCGUCACAAAGCUCUCCAAAGAAUCCUCGUUCGACUCUCAGCUGCUCCCGGUCGCACCGACGACAGCGGAGGUCCCAGGAAUGUUGCGGAGAGUGACGACCAACUCAUGUUCGACGUAGAGGAACUGGCGAGAGCGUUUUGCAAGGCGGUCAAGGAAAAGAAGCGAUGGAAGAUGGCCGCUGACAACCUGGAGAAAGCCCGAGAAAACCUGUUGACUGGGGAGGCAUGCGCCUGUAGGAUGCACUCGUGCGAAGACGAUAUUCUGGAGCUUCAACAGGAGAUACAGGAACUGAAGAAUGCGCACCAAAAGAGAGUUAAAGAGGACGAGGAGAAAAUGGCUUGCGUACUAGUAAAGUUGAGAGUGGCAGGCGAGAUGCUUAUGAAAGACAUUUCCGACGCGGUGACUCAAACCGAUCCAGUUGUGCUCUUGGCUGCUGGCAGUCAAGACUGCGAUGGACAGAGCGCAAGUGUUACAGUCAACCCGGAGUUGAGCGAAUACCUGGAGAAACUGAAGGAAGCGAGCGUGGCAGUCAACAGCAUGCGACAGGACAAACAAGACCUGGAGAGAAGAUGUAGGACCUACGAAUUUAUGUUGGACAAUUUCAAGGAGGAGCGCGACAUGUUCAAGACGCAAGCCAAGGACUUUGAGAAAGCAGCUGAGAACGGCGAGAAACACUAUCUCAAGCUCUUGGAUACUGCCAACGACGAGAUCAAAGCUCUGAUGCGGAGUUCGGAUGUGCUCAAAGCCAAGCUGGAAUCCUGUGAGUCUAAGAUCAAGGAGCAGCAGCGUAGUAUCAGCGAUCAGGAAAUUCAAAUCGACAAGCUGAGCGCGGAGGUGAAGGGGCAAUACGCCGAGCUUGAGUCCGAGCGGGCAUGGCGGGAACACAUAGAGAUGCAUCGUGAUCGGCUCCAAGAGAACCUCAAAUGCUCACAGCAUAUGGCUGCAACGGCACAGGCACUCGUGGACGACAAGUCCUUGGAGGAGGAACAGCUGCACAGGCAAGUCCAGAUGCUAAAGGCGCAGCUUGACAAAAGGAACAAGGAAGAGAGGGAGGCAGCGGCAGGCGGCUCGUUCCUCGAGUUCGUCCAGCUUCGCCGACAAGUGUUCCUGCUGCAGUACGAGGCGGCGAUGCUGACCCAGCGCAUGGACAGGGUGAAGAAGAAAGUCAGUGACGCCGACUUCUCCGAAGGCUUGUUAAACAAUGCCAGCGGCGGUGCAGAGCUACACAUGCAGUCCGUGAAGGACAUCUACAGAAAGACACUGGUGAACCAAACCUCACGCAUACCCGACGGCGGACCAACGGUGCCCGUAAUCGAAAGGAGGACAACUCUGAAAAAGCCAGCCAUAAAAGGCAAGACUGGCCCAGUAAUGCAGCGCAGGGUUCGAAUAACGCUCCCGCCGAUCCAGAAGAGGUCGCGGUCGCGGAAACGGUUAAGGCUGAUGGUGGAAGGGAAGGCUGCGCCAUCCACUUCCAAGGUCGAAUCAGCACACCAAGAGGCCAGGCCAGUAAUACGGAACACUGAACGUACAUCAAAACGCCCCAAAACUUCCAGAUAUCUAGGGGAGACUAAAACUAACCAUGAUGACACCGGGCACUUGAACCAGCAGCAGUACCAGCAGCAGCAGGUAGAACAAGCAGAACUCACCAUACAAGCCCAGUCCAAUAAGGACACAGUGCAACCCCAUACUAGGAGUCGCCCAGCACAUUUGCCCCGGCAUCGGCAAAGGAGGACAGAGGAAAGUGGCAGAUCAUCGUGAAUUUCACGUCAGAACCUGAUGCAAACAGCAUACACGCCAUGACACCGCAGCAACCGAAGCUUGGGAGGUGGGAGGGUCUUGCUAAUGAGUAUUUAAAAAAUGACCCCAAUGACAGCCGAAAUGCAGAAAACCGACUUGUCGACAGACAACUGUCAUGUGAAUGGUAAAUCAGAUCACAAAAUGAUGCCGGACAAAGUAUCUUUCAAAAGUUUGCUUGUAAACUUGUCAGUGAUACGCCUUUACAUCUCUCAAUUUAUUGUUAUUAUUAUCAGCCUUUUCGCGUUGACAUCGCCAAGCAAGCUUGGCUAGUCUUCGCUUAGGCCAAAAUGG